This is a messenger RNA of Haemorhous mexicanus (house finch), 1931 nucleotides long. RefSeq names its product cleavage and polyadenylation specific factor 4 (gene CPSF4). Lineage: Eukaryota; Metazoa; Chordata; Aves; Passeriformes; Fringillidae. The coding region runs from base 157 to 966 and encodes 269 amino acids. The transcript has 7 exons. The record is from RefSeq and is a predicted model, not a curated record. Gene Ontology annotation, molecular function: RNA binding; zinc ion binding.
CGGGGCUGCCGCCGCCGCCUCCCCUUACUGCAGGAGCUGCCGGCGCGGAGCGGAGCGGGCCGGGCUGGGCCCGCCCGGGCCCGCCCGCCCGCGGCCUCCAACACCGCCACCAUUCCGCCCCUACCUUCCCGUUGCCGGCGGCCCCCAGCUGCCACCAUGCAAGAGCUCAUCGCCAGCGUGGAUCACAUCACGUUCGACCUGGAGCUGGCCGUGGAGCAGCAGCUGGGGGCACAGCCGCUCCCCUUCCCUGGCAUGGACAAAUCGGGCGCGGCUGUCUGUGAGUUUUUUUUAAAGGCGGCAUGUGGAAAAGGAGGCAUGUGCCCAUUCAGACACAUCAGUGGGGAAAAGACAGUUGUUUGUAAACACUGGCUACGAGGACUGUGCAAAAAGGGAGACCAGUGCGAGUUCCUGCACGAGUAUGACAUGACCAAGAUGCCUGAGUGUUACUUCUACUCCAAAUUUGGGGAAUGCAGUAACAAAGAAUGUCCAUUCUUGCACAUUGACCCGGAGUCGAAGAUCAAAGACUGUCCCUGGUAUGACAGAGGCUUCUGCAAACACGCCCUCGGUUUGAACUGCCAAUGGGAACCACAGAGCAACCACCACUGCCUCAGCCAACACAAACACAGCAAAAGAGGACACCCCAAGUCAUUGGAGUCAUGCAAUCUCAAAAUAACAACAGUGGGAACAGAGGACCCCGGCCAUUGGAGCAGGUCACCUGCUACAAGUGUGGUGAAAAAGGUCAUUAUGCCAACAGAUGCACCAAAGGACACCUGGCCUUUCUCAGUGGACAGUGAAGGAGCAGCAGGAAGGUGCAAGGGAGCUGUUACCACUGAGGAAAGGUUUCUGCCUAGCACAAUGUCUGGAGCUAUUAAUCAGGUUGUUUUUUUAAUGCCAUUACUGAAAGAACUGGUCAGAGGCUGGCUGCUGCUAAGCAACAUUUUUGUAAUUGUUCCCAACUUUUUUUAAGUUUUAACCUUUUUAAAAUCAAUUUUGGCCUCCGCUUGUGUUCAUUGAGCCCUUAUGAAAGGUAGAUCUAAAAGCCAGUAGAUAAACCAAGCCCUUACUGGUGCAGCACUCCACAUAAACACAUCUUAGGCCAGUGUUUCUUUAAAGUAUUUUCCUUCUGCCGCUUCUCUUUGGAGAAUCUGCAGCAUUUCAGCCCUCCUUGUGGAAGCAGGAAGACUGACUGGGAAAACUUAACACUUGCAAUGCCUUCUCCUCAGUGAGGAAGCAGGGAUUCUGCUGUCCUGUAGCUCUUCAAAAGCCAAGUCCUGUUUCCAGGUCAGCCUGGUGAGCUUGUCCUGGUGGCUGACGAAACCCCUCACGUACAUCAGGCAGUAAAACCUGUGUCCACUCACUUUGUUUCUGUGCUUCUUGCUGUACUGAAGGUUAGAAAUCAGUUCUCUGGGAGAGAACUGAUCAGGGGGAGAAUAAAUUGGCAUCUCUCUGGUUAGCCAGACAAUAAGGAACAAUGAUUAUAGGAAAGCUGCAUCUGUGCUCAGUUCCCACUUGCAGAAAGGAGGGACAAGAGCACGGCUUGGAGUAGGAAUAGAAGAGCCUUGUCUCAGCCCCCAUCAUCCAGCUCACACUGAGCAGGUAUUCCCAUGCUAGAGAGCAGGAAGUGGAGCUGUAUAUUCUUAUGGAACACUGCUUUUAAAGUGUUGGUAGAUUCCUUCUGAAAGUGUAUUUUUUUUCAACACAAACCCCAUUUAUUUCGAGAUGACUAUUUCAGAAGGGCCAAUGACAAAAUGUGAAUUAAAAGAAAAAAAAAAUCCACAAUGUGGGCCUUAUUGAUUCUACCCCAUCUCUUCAUUUGCUGCCUGCCUUUAUACUUUGUUUUUAUUGAAAUGUACUGAUGGCAAAAGCUGGCUGUGAAUUUAUUUUUCUUGAAGAACAAGGUAAUUGUGGCUGGAUUAAGAGAAGUGACCAGA